Meloidogyne enterolobii is the source of this 249-nucleotide messenger RNA. The record is from the annotation of a GenBank genome assembly. NCBI's taxonomy places the organism in Eukaryota, Metazoa, Nematoda, Chromadorea, Rhabditida, Meloidogynidae.
AUGUACUUCAUUACAAAAGGCUCACAGAAGACUGGACGCAAAGAACCAAAAAUUAAUAAUCUGGAAGAUUACAAGAAUUUCAUUGAACCAUUUAUUACUAAAAUUAUUGAGAGCAAAGUAUAUCUGGAUUGGAAUAAAAGAAAACACAAUUAUGAGGAGCGCUCUCGAAAGUUAGGUGGUACUAAGUAUGAUCUGGUUUAUUUUAAGGAUGUUUACGAAAAAUUGGUAAGCCUAUUCAUUGUGGAAUAA